UAAAUAUUUUAUUAUUACUAAACUGAAGUGUUUUAAAACAGAUGGAUCAUCUAGUACAAAAUGCAAUAUUUAUAAUGUAAAUAAUUAUUUGGAAUUAAUAAAAUCGAAAUUUCUAAUAUAAAGUUACGUAAAAUAUUUUAAGAAAAUAUUUAAGAACAUUAUUCGUGCAUUUGUGGAGACGACGAUAGCGUGUGGUUUGGAGAGAAAUAUCGGGCAACGGAACACAAUGGAACACAUAUCAGCCUUAAUUAGCCCAAAAAGCACGGGUCUAGUUUUUUGCAUGAUUGGUGCAAAUUGAAAAAAACAACAUAACCGCUGAUGGAAUUACGGAGUUUGAUAUAAAAUAGACUGUGUCGCUCCUCGUUACGGACUAACUUUGCAUAGAUAGAUAACAAACGCGUGUGCGAGCUGCAUGGAAAAUGAGACAAGUUAGACGCGGACGUCACGCAAAGAAUUGAACCCGAGUUAAUCUGUGACUGGAGCCAAAUUGAUGUAGCGAUAUGAUUAAUUUUCCAGGAUUAUAAUAUUUUGACGAGGUUGUUUACGUAGAUAAUGAAUAUAUAAUGAUUUGUUUACGUUUUGCUGUAUGGAAUUUGUGUUGGAUGUUAUGAGCAAAUGGAUUGGAUUACGCUUUUGUAUUAUAUCCAAAUUAAUAUUGUGUGAGUGCUAUUAAUAUAAGAAAACGAAAUUUAAAGAAAUUAAAAUAUUGUCGUUGUCUUGAUAAAAGCGAAACGUGAAAUAAAUUGAAAAUAACAUUCAUUUUUAAGUUUGGAAACAAAAUGAAUGUCUCUACAGUAGCUUAUGGCGAUACAUUUUACAACAUAGAUUAUGAACAAUUCGGUGAAAUAUUAAAACAACUGCGAAAUGGGAGUUUACGGAAUUUAACGAGGGACGAUUUGGGACAUUUUUCCGGGAUUUUACCAAAGUCUCAUAUAAAUCACGCGUCUCAAAGGUAUCGCGAUGUUUGGGAUUACCUGGAAGACGCGCUGGGUCCGAGACGAGGGCCCUUUGGGGCCGUAGUGGCCAUUACUUGCGUGUAUUGCCUCAUAUUUUUAUCGGGCUUAUUUGGAAAUAUUUGUACCUGCUUAGUUAUCGCCAAAAACAAAUACAUGCACACUGCUACUAACUACUACCUUUUCAACCUGGCAGUAGCCGACUUGGUACUCCUUAUCAUCGGUCUUCCACCAGAGACCUACUCCAUAUGGUCAGCUUACCCUUGGAUAUUUGGUAAGGUGUUCUGUGUCGCGAGGACCAUGAUGGCCGAAAUGUCUACCAACGCCAGCAUUUUAACCAUCACCGCGUUUACUAUUGAAAGGUACGUAGCUAUCUGUCACCCAAUGAAAGCGCACACAAUGUCUGGAUUGAAGCGAGUUGUCCGAAUCAUUGUUCUUGUCUGGCUCCUAGCCGCCGUGUCCUCCAUCCCGCUCACCCUGCAGUUCACAGUUGUUUAUGCCGUCGACCACUGGAAUAGAACAAUCCCUGAGUCUGCCUAUUGUGGUAUCGGGGAGAAUAACCAUAUCGAAACGACCUUCGAACUUUCUACGUUUGUUUUCUUUGUGUUUCCCAUGACACUGGUGACGGUCAUGUAUUCUAUGAUUGCAAUUGCAAUUCGAAAGUCAGGGUUCAUCCGAGAUGGCUCAGAUGUGUCACACCGAGAACGAUUAACUAGGACAGAUAUGCGCGCGCAACAACAGUCACGUGCACGACAAUCAAUUCUGAAAAUGCUCGUGGCGGUGGUUGUGGCAUUUUUCGUUUGUUGGGCGCCAUUCCACGGCCAGAGGCUCAUGACACUAUAUAUUCCUGCCUCGAAAUGGACAGAUAAUCUUCUUGACCUUCAUAAAAUAAUCUAUUAUAUCUCGGGCGUCUGUUAUUUUGUCAGUUGCACAAUAAAUCCGAUUCUUUACAGUAUCAUGUCACUGAAGUUCCGACAGGCCUUUAAGCAAACGGUCCUUAAACCAAAUUGUUGCAGACAAAGAGUGCUUUCGACGAAAAAACGAACCUUCUUUUCUUAUAGAUUUUCACCUAAGAACGGUUAUUCUGAAACAAGUUUUACAUCAGUGGACACGUCUACACCUCGAGGAAACAAAGAACAUAAUUCCGACCAUAGUCCUAAAACAAAGCGUAAACAAGGAAACACCUCAAGUGGUCGAGGUGAGAGCAUCGAAGAUACUAGUAGAUGUCGAUCGGUCGGAUCACCUCUAAAAGAGGCGAUACAGGAUGUUUAAGAAGAUUGUGAACAACAUUGUUAACUGUGUGUCAUUUUAAAGUAAUAAUUGUGUUAAUUGCAUAUUUUGUUGUUUGACUUCGCUUAAAAAAGAUAACAUUUAAAAUAUUUCUGAAUCGAAAUUA
Molecule: messenger RNA, 2349 nt
Organism: Mya arenaria
Lineage: Eukaryota; Metazoa; Mollusca; Bivalvia; Myida; Myidae
Product: pyrokinin-1 receptor-like
Exons: 3
Coding region: 780-2225 (481 amino acids)
Biological process (GO): neuropeptide signaling pathway
Cellular component (GO): plasma membrane
Molecular function (GO): neuromedin U receptor activity
Source: RefSeq, a predicted model, not a curated record